Pangasianodon hypophthalmus (striped catfish) is the source of this 1697-nucleotide messenger RNA. RefSeq names its product sialidase-3. Bases 167 to 1312 code for a protein of 381 amino acids. Gene Ontology annotation, cellular component: membrane; lysosome; cytoplasm. The transcript has 3 exons. NCBI's taxonomy places the organism in Eukaryota, Metazoa, Chordata, Actinopteri, Siluriformes, Pangasiidae. Gene Ontology annotation, molecular function: exo-alpha-sialidase activity. Gene Ontology annotation, biological process: oligosaccharide catabolic process; ganglioside catabolic process. The record is from RefSeq and is a predicted model, not a curated record.
CCCAUUUUUGAGUAUAUAUUUUCCCUGAAAAGAUCUUUCCCGAGUACAGAUUGGACCCUGACUGUUCAUCCAUGCACCAGAUCUGGGGCUGUUCAAGAUCAUCAACAGACCAAAACACUGGUGCAGAGAGAACAUAGAAUAAGAGAUAAAGAAAAAGUUUGGAGAAAUGGGAAACCGCACAUCGUCAAACUCCUCCUACACACUCAAUCCAGCAUCACCAAAAACACCUUUGUUCACAAAUGCAAUAUACAGAAUCCCAUCUCUAAUCUACAUUAAAGAUGACAAAACCUUUCUUGCUUUUGCUGAGAAACGAACCUCACCAGCUGAUGUUGACGCCACUGUGCUGGUCAUGAGGAGGGGAACAAAGCAGAAUGGGGCCAUUCAGUGGUCACCUGUUGAGGAGCUUACAACAGCAAGUUUGGAAGGACAUCGCACCAUGAACCCGUGUCCAGUCUAUGAGAAAAACUCUAAGACUGUCUUUCUGUUCUUUAACUGUGUGUUUGAUAAGUUCACUGAGCAAGAGCAGAUUCACAACCGUAAGAACAGGGCUCGGUUAUGUUACGUUACUAGCCAGGACAGCGGGAAGACUUGGAGCAGCACAACAGACUUGACGGAAAGCGUGAUUGGAAAGGAGAUUAAAAAGUGGGCCACAUUCAGUGUCGGACCUGGGCACGGCAUUCAAAUGUGUAAUGGCAGACUUAUCAUUCCUGCGUAUGUUUAUUAUAUUGUUAGUUGUUGUACUUGUUGUUGUAUUUGUUCUAGUUGUUGUUGCUCUGUAAAACCCUACGCUUUUGCGUUCUACAGUGACGAUCAGGGGGUAACGUGGCACUUUGGACAAAGAGUAAGUGUCGAGUCUGCCGAGUGUGAGAUGGCAGAGAUCACUGACAGCAAUGGCAAAAGUUACUUAUACUGCAAUGCCAGAAGCUCUAAGAAAUCUAGAGUUGAGGCUAGGAGUCAGAACGGUGGAGAGGAUUUUAGUGUAAACAGUACAGGGAAACUGGUAGAAACCCCUGGUGGCUGUCAGGGUAGUGUGGUGAGCUUUGCACAUGACGAGAAGACUUGGCUCCUUUUUUCCCAUAUAACUGACAAAAACGAGAGAAAGGAUCUUGGGGUUUAUUUGAAUAAGUCUCCUUUUAGUGCCAAUGGUUGGAAUAAACCGAGCAUCAUCAAUCCCGGCGUCAGCGGAUACUCAGAUAUGACUCAGUGCGACAGCAAUGAUCGCUUUGCUUGCCUUAUGGAACGUGGGACAAACAAACUUGAAGAAAUAGCAUUUACGGAGUUUUCUCUCAAUGAUAUCAUGAAAGAUCAGUAGAUAUAUUUACGUGCAUGAUAAUAACCUGAAUAAAAAAAUUCAAAUAUUCACCUAAUACAGAAUAGAAAUGACUUGCUUUUCGUUUCUCCUGCCUGGAUUUUGAAACCGCAGUCCAAUAAACUUUCAUGUUUUAUAAUUUCGAAUUUCUGUUUCUGACACGAAAAUAGAACGAAUAAAAAGCAUCGUAAAGUGGAGAUUUAAACAUUCUGCAUUUAAACAUCUUACCUGACUUAUCUUAGUUUCAUUUUCUUUUACAUCACAAAAACCUGCAAUUUUAACAGGAGUGUGUGGACUUUUUACAUCCACUGUAUAUCUCAGUGUUCGCUUUAUAUAUCUGUGUUCACUUUAUAUCUCAGUGUUCGCUUUAUAUCUCAGUGUUCACUUU